Molecule: messenger RNA, 753 nt
Organism: Acanthosepion pharaonis
Lineage: Eukaryota; Metazoa; Mollusca; Cephalopoda; Sepiida; Sepiidae
Source: the annotation of a GenBank genome assembly
AUGCCCGCCUUCAUCCGUUGUUUUUUUUUUUUUUUUUCAUAUGCAACACUCACUUUCGUCCUGUCAGGCUUAACUUCUCUCGGAAUUUAUUUUUCUUUCUUUCUUUUUUUCUUUCUUUCUUUCUUUUUUUCUUUCUUUCUUUAUUUAUUUUCAUUCUAUUUAUAUUUAAUUCUUCUUUUCUCCCUUUCUUUGUUUCAUUUUUCUUUGUUUUUUCUUUCUAUCUUUCUUUCUUUCUUUCUUUCUUUCUUUCUUUCUUUCUUUAGUAUGUUUCACAAUUGGUGCCUUCGGCUAUUAAAUAACUUUUUAUAUAUGACUCUCUCUCUCUUUUUCUCUCUCUCUCCCAUUUUCUCACUAGCUCCUUUAUUUUUUUCCCUUUUUAUAUCUUUUCUGCCCACUCCCUUUGUAUAUAUUCUUUAUCCACUUCUCUCUCUGUAUAUAUAUAUCCUCUCGUUCCCUCUCUCUGCCUAUAUAAUAUCCUCUCUCACCUUAUAUGCAUAUUUUCUCUUCACUUCUCUCUCUAUAUAUAUAGGCUUUCUUCCUCUCCCUCUAUUUCUCAUAUAUUCUUUCUCACAAUUAUCGCAUAUUCAUUUUAAUAGGACUCGUUUCUUCCCCCCGCCCUCUCUCUCUCUCUCUCUCUCUCUCCGUUUGUGCCUUUUUCCUCUUUUUCUCUCCUUUCUUUCCUCCUCACAUUUAUUCUCUCUUAUCUUCUGCCUUUCGCUUCCACAUAUAAGCGGAGGGAUAGAAGCAAACUGA